AGAGGAUGUUGCUAAGAAGAGCAGCCCUUGAAUCGGUGGUAGCUCAGAAACAGCUCCAGUUCAUACCGUCACUUUUCGGCAGGAAUUUUCGCACUAGCCAACAUUGCUGUCUUCAAGGUGCCACAGCCGAGGUCGGCGAAGGACAUAAGCCAGUGGCCCUCGACUAUGAAUUCUACGAGGCGCCUCGAUCCGGCGGAUCGCACAGCGCCAAUACGGACGCAGUAGUGCUAUGCCAUGGACUCUUUGGUUCAAAGCAGAAUUGGAGAUCAUUGGGUAAAGCGAUCUCGCAAAAAACGGGCGUCAAGGUGUAUGCCCUGGACCUUCGCAACCAUGGAACAUCGCCACACGUCGACAGCAUGAGCUACUUGGGCAUGGCAACAGAUUUAGGGAAGUUCUUCAAAGACCACAGUAUCCGCAAUGCAACCCUCAUUGGUCAUUCAAUGGGCGGAAAAGCCGUGCAGAGUUUCGCUCUCUCUCCUACAUUGCCACAAGACGCCCUCUCACAUCUCGUCAGCGUCGACAUGUCGCCUGCACGAGGGCCGCUGAGCAACGAGUUCGCUCAAUAUAUCGAGGGCAUGAUUGAGAUUGAGGAAGCAAAGUGCACGUCCCGUCACCAGGCAGACGAGAUUCUUCAGAGAUAUGAGCAGGAACUCGGCAUUCGUCAAUUCCUCCUCACCAACCUUGUGCGUGCUCCUGGGGCAAAUUAUUGGACAUUUCGAAUUCCGGUCAAACUCAUCAAAAGGCACUUGGACGAGAUCGGUGACUUUCCAUACGACUCCGAAGCCAUACAUGGGACGAGACCGGUCCGCACUUGGUCAGGGCGGGCUUUGUUCGUUAAAGGCGCAAAGAGCAAGUACAUAAACCGCAAAAACCGGCCAUUGUGCGAUGCCUUCUUCCGUAAUGCUCGCCACGUCGAGCUAGACACGGGUCAUUGGGUGCAGGCUGAAGACCCAAAGUCGUUUAUCAAAGAGCUUGUGAACUUCAUAGAGACCAGUCCGUCUUGAGAAAUCCAAUGACACAGGCGCUGUCGUAAUAGAGACAAGCGGCGGUUCACUCUAGUCUUUGCGGAGAGAACCAGACCAGACCCUGUCGUAGACCCUGUCGUCCACCCCCCCAAUCAGCGGAGACGACAGGCACUUGUGAACUUAGAACAUUUUUGCAUAUAAGAUCAAUG
Messenger RNA from Acaromyces ingoldii, 1174 nucleotides. RefSeq names its product alpha/beta-hydrolase. NCBI's taxonomy places the organism in Eukaryota, Fungi, Basidiomycota, Exobasidiomycetes, Exobasidiales, Cryptobasidiaceae. Bases 6 to 1004 code for a protein of 332 amino acids. Gene Ontology annotation, cellular component: mitochondrion. The record is from RefSeq and is a predicted model, not a curated record. The transcript has 6 exons.